AUGUUCUCACCAGUUCUGCAGUUGUUGUAUAGGAAGGAAUUGAUUCCCAUACAACAGAUCCCCCGAUAUGUUCCACAAAUGCGAAUAGUGCGUGAAGCACAGGUAGAACAAUUUUCGGAUGAACAGCUUACUGAUGAAAGCGAUAAGGAACAUGAAGUGGGAAAUACCAGUGCAGUCAAAAUUACUGAUGAUUUUAUCAAAAGGAAAUCUAAGAGUUCUACUAAUGUGCAAACCAUUCAUUCUUCUCGUCUAGAGAUUCAAACAGGCUUGCUUUUACGAAGUUUGCAUGAUUCGGAACAUGAUUCUGGCAAUGAUGAAGACCACUCAGCGUUGUCUGCGAGUUCAGCAGCAACAACUUCCACAAAUCAAAACUUGGAUAUAUCGGAAGCGGAGAGUAUACAAAAUCCUGGUGAUCAUAAGGAAAAGAUGCAGUGUAGGCAUCGGGAUAUUGCUUUUCAACUGAAUGACGUGUAG
Molecule: messenger RNA, 474 nt
Organism: Brugia malayi
Lineage: Eukaryota; Metazoa; Nematoda; Chromadorea; Rhabditida; Onchocercidae
Exons: 3
Coding region: 1-474 (157 amino acids)
Source: RefSeq, a predicted model, not a curated record